AAAAUGUUACAACUAUUAUAUUUAUUAGUAUCGCAUCCACUAAUUAAAUGGACUGCUAUUGUAUUAAUAAGUUUGUAUGCAAUUUACAGAUAUAUUCUAUCAAAAUGUGAUUAUUGGGAGAAACAGGGCGUCCAAACAGCAUCGGUAGGCCUAUGGACUCGUAUGACUAGACACGGACACGAAUGGGAACAGGAUCUGUACCGUCGGUACGGCAAAUGUUUCGGUGUCUAUGAGCUGAACCGUCCGGUACUCUAUCUGUCGGAUCCGGUAUUGAUUCGCGACGUUUUGGUCAAAGAUUUUCAUAGUUUUAUAAACAGACGGUCAUUUGGUACCGGUUCGGAUCCAUUGAUCGACAAUAUUGUCGGCAAUCUUCGGGGAGACCAAUGGAAAAGAGUCCGAUCACUAAUGUCGCCGACAUUUACAACCGGAAAACUUAAGCGAAUGAUGCCAUUGAUUGGCGAAUGUUUGCAAACAAUGGACAAAAAUCUCCGGUCAGUGUCCGCCGCCGCCAAUACUACCGACGGGUCGUCAUCACUACCACCACUACCAGUGCUGGAAACGGAUAUGAAACGAUUGUUCGGCGCCUACAGUAUGGAAGUCAUCAUUCAGGUUGCUUUCGGUACUAAAGUCGAUGCACUGUUCGAUGAGGACAACCCUAUCAUCCGAAAUAUACAGAAAUUUUUUAGCCGUGACCUCAAUCUACGAAUGUUGACCUUAUUUUUGGCGCCAUCAGUGGCCAAAUGGUUGAAAUUGACCAUUUUUGACACGAAAGCGACCAAAUUUUUCUGCGACUUUACCGUUAAGAUCAUUGAAGACCGUAGUCGACGACGACAACAACAACAACGGGAGCUGAAAACUGGUGAUAAUAUUAUUACCGAAAAACGGGUCGACUUUUUGCAGCUAAUGUUGGACUCGAUAUCGGAGACCACAACCGAUGAUAAUAAAGAUAUUACUGAUGGCUAUCUGGAAAAAUAUGGACAGUUAUCCAAUGUUGAACUACUGUCGCAAUGUUUGGUGUUUUUUAUUGCCGGCUACGAGACAACUGCCACUACAUUAUCCAUAACCACUCAUUUGUUGGCCAAGAAUCCCGUAGUUCAGGAAAAAUUGUUUGAAGAAGUCGACCAUUAUUUCAAACAUAACAGUCAGAAAGAUGUCGACUACGAUAUACUACAUUCCCUGAAAUACUUGGACGCAGUUAUUAUGGAAUCGAUGAGACUAUAUCCGGCCGCACCGUUCCUGGAAAGACAGGCUACCGAUGACUAUACAUUGGGCAGCACUGGUAUCCAAAUCAAAAAAGGUCAACUGAUUCACAUACCUAUCUAUGCUAUGCAUCGCGAUGAAGCUAACUUUCCCGGAGCCGACCAGUUCCGACCCGAACGAUUUCUGGCCGAUAAUGUCCAUAAACACGAUCCGUACGUCUAUCUGCCGUUUGGUGCCGGACCUCGCAAUUGUUUGGGUAUGCGUUUGGCCCAAAUGGAAACCAAACUGGCACUGGUCUAUGCCGUCUAUAAGUACCGGUUCAUCGACACAGGGAAACCCAUUGAAUUUUACAACAGUUUAGGUAUUAUAACACCCAAGAAGGUUAUGGUUAGAGUUGAAAAACGGGCAUAAAAUAAAUGGACACCAAGUGAUCACCAAAAAAAAUAAAAUAAAAUAAUUAAUUAAUUAUUAUUUUUUACUGUAAUUAU
This is a messenger RNA of Oppia nitens, 1688 nucleotides long. RefSeq names its product cytochrome P450 3A24-like. The transcript has 5 exons. Gene Ontology annotation, molecular function: heme binding; iron ion binding; oxidoreductase activity, acting on paired donors, with incorporation or reduction of molecular oxygen. Lineage: Eukaryota; Metazoa; Arthropoda; Arachnida; Sarcoptiformes; Oppiidae. Bases 4 to 1611 code for a protein of 535 amino acids. The record is from RefSeq and is a predicted model, not a curated record.